Molecule: messenger RNA, 1347 nt
Organism: Acanthosepion pharaonis
Lineage: Eukaryota; Metazoa; Mollusca; Cephalopoda; Sepiida; Sepiidae
Source: the annotation of a GenBank genome assembly
AUGAUAUUUGUUGAGGAAGGAGCUACCUUUUAUCACUGUUUUUUACUUGAUGCUUUGUCGUUUAAUGUCUGCCUGCCUUUCUUUCUUUCUUUAUUUCUUUCUUUCUUUCUUUCUUUCUUUCUUUCUUCCUUCCUUUCUUUCUUUCUUUCUUUCUUUCUUUCUUUCUUUCUUUCUUUCUUUCUUUCUUUCUUUCUUUCGUUUCCAAACACUAUGUUGCCUUUAUUUAUUUAUUUAUUCUUUCUUUUUUCUCUUCAAAAUGUUUUUCUUUCUUUCUUUCUUUCUUUCUUUCUUUCUUUCUUUCUUUCUUUCUUUCUUUCUUUCUUUCUUUCUUUCGUUUCCAAACACUAUGUUGAAUUUAUUUAUUUAUUUAUUUAUUCUUUCUUUUUUCUCUUCAAAAUGUUUUUCUUUCUUUCUUUCUUUCUUUCUAUCUUUCUUUCUUUCUUUCUUUCUUUCUUUCUUUCUUUCUUUCUUUUGUUUCCAAACACUAUGUUACAUUUAUUUAUUCAUUCUUUCUUUCUUUCUUUCUUUCUUUCUUUCUUUCUUUCUUUCUUUCUUUCUUUCUUUCUUUCUUUUCCAAACGUUAUUUAUCCUUCAUCCAUUCAUUUACUCUUUCUUUCUUUCUUUCUUUCUUUCUUUCUUUCUUUCUUUCUUUCUUUCUUUCUUUCUUUCGUUUCCAAACACGAUGUUUCCUUUAUUUAUUUAUUCUUUUUUCUCUUCAAAAUAAUUCUUUCUUUCUUUCUUUUUUCUUUCUUUCUUUUUUUCAUUCUUUCUUUCUUUUUCUUUCUUUCUUUUUUUUUUUUCUUUCUUUCUUUCGUUUCCAAACACUAUAUUUGCCUUUAUUUAUUUAUUUAUUCUUUUUCUUUUUUUCUUCAAAAUAAUUUUUUUUUUUUCUUUCUUUCUUUCGUUUCCAAACACAAUGUUUCCUUUAUUUAUUUAUUCUUUUUUUCUCUUCAAAAUAAUUCUUUCUUUCUUUCUUUCUUUCUUUCUUUCUUUCUUUAUUUCUUUCUUUCUUUCUUUCUUUCUUUCUUUCGUUUACAAACACAAUCUUUCCUUUAUUUAUUUAUUCUUUUUUCUCUAAAAAAUAAUUCUUUCUUUCUUUCUUUCUUUCUUUCUUUCUUUCUUUCUUUCUUUCUUUCGUUUCCAAACACUAUGUUGACUUUAUUUAUUUAUUUAUUCUUUCUUUUUUCUCUUCAAAAUAAUUCUUUCUUUCUUUCUUUCUUUCUUUCUUUCUUUCUUUCUUUCUUUCUUUCUUUUCCAAACUCUAUUUAUCCUUCAUCCAUUCCUUUACUCUUUCUUUCUUUCUUUCUUUCUUUCUUUCUUUCUUUUCCAAACACAAUGUUUCCUUGA